AUGUCAAACGAUCAUAAUGUUAUUUUGGAAACUUCUAUGGGUCCUAUCGAAAUAGAACUUUACUGGAAUCAUGCACCAAAAACUUGCAAAAACUUUUAUGAACUGACAAAGCGUGGUUAUUAUGAUGGUGUUAGUUUUCAUCGUAUUAUUGCCGAUUUCAUGAUUCAAGGUGGAGAUCCUACUGGUACAGGUCGAGGUGGACAAUCCAUUUAUGGUGAUAAAUUUGCAGAUGAAAUUCAUCCUGGAUUAAAACAUACUGGUGCAGGUAUUCUUAGUAUGGCCAAUUCAGGACCCAAUACAAAUGGAUCACAGUUCUUUAUUACAUUGGCACCUACUCCUUGGCUUGAUGGAAAACACACUAUUUUCGGUCGCAUUGCAGAUGGAAUGAAUAUUGUCAAACGAAUGGGACUUGUGGCUACAGAUUCUCAAGAUAGACCUAGGGAUACCGUCAAGAUAGUGAAGGGACGAGUAGAAUAG
Molecule: messenger RNA, 477 nt
Organism: Halteromyces radiatus
Lineage: Eukaryota; Fungi; Mucoromycota; Mucoromycetes; Mucorales; Cunninghamellaceae
Product: cyclophilin-like protein
Exons: 9
Coding region: 1-477 (158 amino acids)
Biological process (GO): protein peptidyl-prolyl isomerization; protein folding
Cellular component (GO): catalytic step 2 spliceosome
Molecular function (GO): peptidyl-prolyl cis-trans isomerase activity
Source: RefSeq, a predicted model, not a curated record